Messenger RNA from Salvia miltiorrhiza (redroot sage), 1983 nucleotides. RefSeq lists its product as uncharacterized. The coding region runs from base 168 to 1601 and encodes 477 amino acids. The record is from RefSeq and is a predicted model, not a curated record. Lineage: Eukaryota; Viridiplantae; Streptophyta; Magnoliopsida; Lamiales; Lamiaceae. The transcript has 4 exons.
UAAACAGCUUCUACUCGUGCUUCAGUUUCGUCGCGAUAUAGCGCCACGUUCAAUUUCUAAAAUAUGUUGGCGCCAACAUCCAAAAAUCGAAAAUCCAUCACUAUUCGCAGUCCCAAUCCCACCUUUUUUAUAAUAAAGUAGGGAAAUGAACCACCAGUAUUCUCGCCAUGGCAUAUUAUGAUUUCGAGCCUCCUUCGUUCUCUCUAGGGCUCGAUUUUGACCUGUCGCAGCCCCAAAUCACCCCUCCGCCCGACCCGAUUCCUCAACCAGCUAAGCGGCCUUCAUCCGCUCCCAAUCUCCGGCCAAUUGAAGAAGAGGAUGACGACGAUUUUGAAUGCCCUGUUAGGGUUUCCGAGCCACCUCGGGCCUUGAAAAGGCUCCGCCGUGUAACCACAGCCCGGCCCCGGCCCCCGUCCCAGGAGCCCAAGGUAGACUACAAGGAUCAGUGUGUGGAUGAUGACAUUGAGGAUUUUUCUUCCGAUGAAGAUAGUCUCAGAGGAAGUCUUCCCUCUAAUUCUGUAUGUAGCAGUUCAAAACCAUCACUGCACAGGAAGAAGGUUGUAACUUCUGAGCCUGGUAUGCAAUGGAUUUCACCUAAGGGUAAAGAAUUCCCAAGUUCUUCAGCUUCCAUCAAUGUUGAAACAAGAGGCAGCAGUAUGAUAUUCCCAAAAUUAACUGUAAGUCCUCUAAGAAGGUUCCAGUUAAUUGAUUCUGAUUCUGAUGAUCCUUCCACAAUUGAAGACACGCGCAAAGAAACCCCAAGUGUGGUUUUGUCUCCAGAGGAGAAAGAAAAGGAUCAUCGUAAAGGGACUAAAACAUCAGUUGGCAAGCACCAAACCAAAGACUUGUGGAAAGAUUUAUGCCCGGAGAGGAGCUCCUGCAUUCCGACGCCUGCUUUUGAUGAGUUCUGCAAUGAAUAUUUCACUGGUUUGAAUAAUAAAAGUAUGGCCAAAAUUGACUGUAAGCACACUGGCAUUGGGGCGAACAGAGAUAAGACUUCUCUUCCUCCCGCUCAUUGCUACUUUUUCCACAAUGAUUCAAGAAUUCAGAAAUUAGUUCGAGAGCGGUUACCCCAUUUCUUCCCCUUGGAAGUAGGCAACAACCAAGACCUGAAGCAACAAAAUGUAUCAGUAAUUGAUUACAUGGGCCAGUUUGGUGGCGAACAGGAUUCUAGGCAAACCAGCCGCAAACAAACUGUUGAGAAAAAUUCCAAAAUAAGCAAAAAGAACACCAAGAGUUUGCAGGUUGAUGGGAUUUCAGAGCAUUCAGGGAAGUGGGUUACUCCUAAAACAUGUGCUGCAAAAAACGCUGGGAGCAGAAAAGAGCAAGCUGUUGGUGCAUGCAGUGGUACAUGGUACACUGGCCAAAAUGGGCAAAGAGUCUAUGUGACAAAAAAUGGGGAGGAAUUGACGGGUCGAAUUGCUUAUAGACAAUAUAAAAAGGUAUAUCCUUUUUCGACAUGCUUGUGGAUGAUGCAUUACCCUUCUCCUGUUUGGCCAAAAUCCAUUGAGUUUGAGGCUAACUUGGUUGAUGCCGCUUCGGAAGAGUUACUUGACAUGGGAUUAUAUGCUUUGCCUAAUACUGCAAUUAGUAUUGCAUAACUUGUUGGAGCAUCCUGUUUAUAAUGCAUUUGCCAUUUUGUUAAUCAUAUUGACAACACUUAAUCAAUCAUACCUGACCUUAUAUCUCAAGCUAAUUUGAUUACAUCCGUUGUGGUAACAGGAGAGCGGAAUGGGGUUCCGAAAUUCAAAGAAGAAAACAGCUGCCAAGAAGAAAACUUCUUCCAGAAAACCUCCAAAGAAAUGAUUCCCUCGUAAUUCAGAGUCCUGUUUUCACCACAUGCAUUCUCAAGCUGAUUUGUUGUAGAUAUUAUCAUAUACUAUUCUUAGUUUCAAUGGUUUUGAUCUAUUCUCUGGGUUCUUGUCUAAUUUCAGUAAUUUUUUGAAAUUUCAUUUCAAUGUCAAUACCAUUUUAUCUUUUUCA